Molecule: messenger RNA, 1178 nt
Organism: Manihot esculenta (cassava)
Lineage: Eukaryota; Viridiplantae; Streptophyta; Magnoliopsida; Malpighiales; Euphorbiaceae
Product: non-functional NADPH-dependent codeinone reductase 2
Exons: 4
Coding region: 88-1074 (328 amino acids)
Cellular component (GO): cytosol
Molecular function (GO): aldose reductase (NADPH) activity
Source: RefSeq, a predicted model, not a curated record
UGCAGAGAAAAGAAACUCGCAGGAGAGAAGCUUUAGUUAUUCGGAAAAAAAAAAAAAAAAAAGAGAGUAGCUUAAGGCUAAGAGAAAAUGGAGAGCAUUCCACGAUCCGUCCUUCUUUCAAGUGGCAAAACCAUUCCUCUUUUAGGUUAUGGAACAGCUGAGUACCCUUUUGGUGCUUCAUCUGAGACCAUGAAAGACUCCAUUCUCCAUGCGAUAAAACUGGGCUAUCGCCACUUUGAUUCUGCUGCUCUUUACCAAUCUGAGCAACCCCUCGGCGAAGCAAUAUCAGAUGCCUUGCAGCUUGGCCUUGUAAAGUCCAGGGAUGAGCUCUUCAUCACUUCCAAGCUUUGGUGCUGUGACUCUCAUCAUGACUCUGUCCUCCCUGCAUUACGUAAAACGCUCAAGAAUCUUAGUUUGGAUUACCUCGACCUGUACCUGAUUCACUUUCCUGUGAGCUUGAAGUCAGACGAAUAUGAGCUGCCUGUCAAGAAAAAAGACCUUGUUCCAUUUGAUGUCAAAUCUGUAUGGGAAGGUAUGGAAGAGUGUCUAAAGCUUGGCCUCACAAAAUCCAUUGGAGUCAGCAACUUCUCGUGCAAGAAGCUUGAGACACUGUUAGCUACUGCAAAGAUUCCACCUGCUGUUAAUCAAGUGGAGAUGAACCCACUUUGGCAGCAAAAGAAGCUGAGAGACUUCUGCGAGCAAAAGGGUAUCCAUAUCAGUGCUUACUCUCCCCUAGGAGCCACAGGAACCCUAUGGGGUACAAACCUAGUCUUGGACUGUAAGGUGCUCAAAGAGAUUGCUGAGGCUAAAGGAAAAACUACAGCCCAGGUGUGCUUGACAUGGGCUUAUGAGCAAGGAGUAAGUGUGCUAGUGAAGAGCUUCAACAAGGAGAGGAUGAAAGAAAAUUUUAGCAUAUUUGAUUUGGAACUAAGUGAAGAUGAUUUACAGAAGAUCAAUGAACUUCCCCAGCGCAAAGGAUUUCCAGCUCUCGAAUUCAUCUCCGACGAUGGUCCUUACAAAACUACUGAAGAGCUUUGGGAUGAAGAGAUUGAUUUAUCUUCAGUUAAUGUUUAGCCAGAUAAUAAUUAUUGGGAAUUAUCUUUAAUGUUUAAUUAUGUAUUGUAUCUCAAGGAACUCCCAAUUAGUGGCAAAAUAAAUGUAUUCUCCCUUUGUUUUAA